GGGCGAGGUUGGGCUGCCGUGCUGCUCGGCGGCGCUGAGGUGAGUGUGAGCCCGGCGGGGGCGGGCGCGCGGGGCGCAGACCCUCCCGGCGCAGACCCUCCCCUGCGCGUUGCCCCUGUGCCCGGUCCUCUCGCGGUGCUGCAGGCGUGGGUCCGUCCCGCCAUCAGCGGCACUUCCUGUUCGAGGGACCCCCCGGACAAGGCCCCGAGUACGGACUGCGCCUCGCCGCUCUCUGCCAGCCCUGGGGUCGCUCCUCACGGGGCUCCUUCCGCUCUCGAGCCCCUGACAACUCCCUUGCCCCACGCGGGGUCCCCUGGACUCCUGCCGCACAGAGCGGCUUCUGCGUCCCGAUGCGCUCCAGACCCCUUGGUCCCAGCGGCCCGAGGCUUCCCAUCCCGGCUCCCUCCCACGCUCCUCUCCUGUCAGCUUUUCAGGGGCGGGGCUCGUGCGUCUCGCGGUCCUCCCAGCCCUCUGCGAAUGCCGCCCCUCCUGCCUUUAGCGUCCGCGCUCCGCCAGUGCUCCUCCCUCUGCUUGUGCCUUCCCUCCGCCCCACCCUCCUCGCUUCUGGCGCUCCAAGGCUUUUCUCCCCGCAGCCAGGCAGCCAGAUUUUUGUUUCUCUUCUUUAUUUUUUCUUUCUUUUCUUUUCUCUUCUCUUCCUUCUUUCCUUUCUCUCUCUCUUUUUCUGAGACGGAGUCUCGCUCUGUCGCCCAGGCUGGAGUACGAUGGCGCGAUCUCGGCUCAAUGCACCUUCCGCCUCCCGAGUUCAAGGGAUUCUCCUGUCUCAGCCUCCCGAAUACCUGGGAUUACAGGCGCCCGCCACCAUGCCCAGCUAAUUUUUGUAUUUUUAGUAGAGAUGGGGUUUAACCAUGUUGGCCAGGCUGGUCUCGAACUCCUGACCUCAAGUGAUCUGCCCGCCCCAGCCUCCCAGAGUGCUGGGAAUACAGGCGUGAGCCACUGCGCCCGGCCUCGUUUUCUUAUAUCUCUACAAACCUAAUACUGUUUUUGUCUCUUAAAAAUCUACAUAUGUAUGGCAGAGCACGGUGGCUCACGCCUGCAAUCCCAGCACUUUGGGAGGCCAAGGCGCGGGGGGGAUCACUAGGUCUGGAGAUCGAGACCAUCCUGGCUAACCCAGUGAAACCCCGUCUCUACUAAAAAAUACAAAAAAAUUAGCCGGGCGUGGUAGCGGGCGCCUGUAGUCCCAGCUACUUGGGAGGCUGAGGCAGGAGAAUGACGUCAACUCGGGAGGCGGAGCUUGCAGUGAGCCAAGAUCCCGCCACUGCUCUCCAGCCUGGGUGAUGGAGCAAGACUCCGUCUCAAAAAAAAAAAAAAAAAAAAAAACUACCUAUGUAUUAUACUGUGUAUAUUCUGUACCUGACAGUUUUUCUCAGCCUUAUAACUGUGCUCUAUCUCCUUGACAUUACUUUCCACCACUCUGACUUUGCUGAUGGACGCUGAAGUUUUUUCUUCUUCUACACAGGCACAUGGCCAAAUAGUUGCAUCACAUGUAUCUAAUCCGAGAGUCUCAUGCUUCUGGUAGCUCCUCAGUGACCAGCUCCUGCUCACUGCCCUCAGAAAGCCCAACCCUCAGGCAAUGGCGGCCUUGUUCCUGUCUGCCCCACCCCAGGCCGAGGUGACCUUCGAGGACGUGGCUGUGUACCUCUCCCGGGAGGAAUGGGGCCGCCUGGGCCCUGCUCAGAGGGGCCUCUACAGGGACGUGAUGCUGGAGACCUACGGGAACCUAGUCUCACUGGGAGUAGGACCUGCAGGCCCCAAGCCUGGAGUGAUCUCGCAGUUGGAGCGAGGGGAUGAGCCCUGGGUCCUGGAUGUUCAGGGCACCUCUGGGAAAGAGCACCUGAGAGUCAACAGCCCAGCUCUUGGGACCAGAACUGAGUACAAGGAGUUGACUUCACAGGAGACAUUUGGUGAGGAAGAUCCCCAGGGAUCUGAGCCAGUAGAAGCCUGUGACCACAUCAGUAAGUCAGAGGGGAGCCUGGAAAAGCUAGUGGAGCAGAGAGGCCCCAGGGCAGUCACACUGACCAACGGGGAGAGCAGCAGGGAGUCUGGGGGAAACCUCAGGUUGCUGUCAAGACCUGUUCCUGAUCAGAGACCUCACAAAUGUGAUAUAUGUGAGCAAAGUUUUGAACAGAGAUCAUAUCUCAACAACCAUAAGCGUGUACACAGGUCAAAAAAAACAAAUACAGUUCGUAACUCUGGGGAAAUCUUCAGUGCAAACUUAGUUGUUAAAGAAGAUCAGAAAAUUCCUACUGGGAAAAAAUUGCAUUAUUGCAGUUACUGUGGGAAAACAUUCAGGUACAGUGCCAACCUUGUCAAGCAUCAGCGGCUUCACACUGAAGAGAAGCCCUACAAAUGUGAUGAGUGUGGGAAAGCCUUCAGCCAGAGCUGCGAGUUCAUCAAUCACCGAAGGAUGCACUCAGGAGAGAUUCCCUACCGGUGUGACGAGUGUGGGAAGACAUUCACCCGGAGGCCCAACCUCAUGAAGCACCAGAGGAUUCACACUGGGGAGAAACCCUACAAGUGUGGGGAGUGUGGGAAGCACUUUAGCGCCUACUCUUCCCUGAUUUAUCACCAGAGAAUCCACACCGGAGAGAAACCCUAUAAAUGUAAUGACUGCGGGAAAGCCUUCAGUGAUGGCUCAAUCCUUAUCCGACAUCGUCGGACUCACACCGGAGAGAAGCCAUUUGAGUGCAAGGAAUGUGGCAAAGGCUUUACACAAAGUUCUAACCUUAUCCAACAUCAGAGAAUUCACACUGGAGAGAAACCCUAUAAAUGUAAUGAAUGUGAGAAAGCUUUCAUUCAAAAAACCAAACUCGUGGAACAUCAGAGAAGCCACACUGGAGAGAAGCCCUAUGAAUGCAAUGACUGUGGCAAAGUUUUCAGCCAAAGCACACACCUCAUCCAGCACCAGAGAAUCCACACAGGAGAGAAGCCCUACAAGUGCAGCGAGUGUGGGAAGGCCUUCCACAACAGUUCCAGACUCAUCCACCACCAGAGGCUGCACCACGGAGAGAAACCCUACAGAUGCAGCGAUUGCAAGAAAGCCUUCAGCCAGAGCACGUACUUGAUUCAGCACCGGAGGAUCCACACCGGGGAGAAGCCCUACAAGUGCAGCGAGUGUGGGAAGGCCUUCCGGCACAGUUCCAACAUGUGUCAGCAUCAGCGGAUUCACCUCCGGGAGGACUUCUCCAUGUAACAGUGGCGCGGUGUCCGAGGGCAGAGUCCAGCUGAGCACUUCCUGCAUGCGCCCCCGGCACCUGACUCUGCCCUUUAUGUAUUAUCCACACGAUGUUUUCACAGAGUGAAAGGACGUUUCUCAUUAAACAAACCUCUUUUCUUAAAUCAAAAGCAGUGCAUGUUCAUUUUAGAGAAAUUGAGACAGAAAAGUGGGCAAAAAAGAAGCUUCUGUGAUCUCUCCCACUUAGAAAAAAAAUUCAUUGCUGCUGAUUUACGAAUAUUUUCGAGACAUACUGGAGAGCAUUUUAAAAAGAAAAUACCGUAAUGCUUGUCAUUGCAGCACCUAGGAUCUUCACUUUUGCUAUUUCCUCAAUAUCAGAAAAUUCACACUGAAGAGAGCACCAUAUAUUUUAACAUUUUUACAUAUUGUAAAUUUAAAAGCAUCGGCCAGGUGUGGUGGCUCAUGCCUGUAAUACCAGCAUUUUGAGAGGCCAAGGUGGGUGGAUCACUUGAGGUCAGGAGUUUGAGACCAGCCUGGCCAACAUGGUGAAACCCCGUCUCUACUAAAAAUACAAAAAUUAGCCAGGUGUGGUGGUGGGUGCCUGUAAUCCCAGCUACUCGGGAGGCUGAGGCAGGAGCAUUGCUUGAACCUGGGAGGCGGAGGUUGCAGUGAGCCAAGACUGUGCCACUGUACUCCAGCCUGGGUGACAGAGCGAGACGCUGUCUCAAAAAAUAAAUGAAACAAACUUAACAUUCAUACUUUUUAUGUCAAUAGAGUUGAAGUUGCCUUUAACUGUGGUGAAAUAACAUAAUAUGAAAUUUACAAUUUUAACCAUUUUUAAGUGUACAAUUCAGUGGCAUUAAGUACAUUCAUGGUGUUGUGUAACCAUCAUCACUGUGUAUUUCCAGAACUGUUUUAUUACUCCAAACAGAAACCCUGUACCUAUUAAAUAAUAACUCUUCAUUUCCCCCUUCUCCCUACUGCUGGUAACCUCAAUUCUAUUUUCUGUCUCUUUGAAUUUGCCUAUUCUAGGAACAUAAAUAUGUGUGGAAUCAUGCAA
Homo sapiens (human) is the source of this 4253-nucleotide messenger RNA. RefSeq names its product zinc finger protein 34 (gene ZNF34). Gene Ontology annotation, biological process: regulation of DNA-templated transcription. The record is from RefSeq and is a predicted model, not a curated record. Gene Ontology annotation, cellular component: cytosol; nucleus. The coding region runs from base 1592 to 3211 and encodes 539 amino acids. The transcript has 6 exons. NCBI's taxonomy places the organism in Eukaryota, Metazoa, Chordata, Mammalia, Primates, Hominidae.